AUGAGAUUAUUUCUUAUUUCUAAUUACAUUUUAGAUCCCUGUGAAGAAAGUGAAUGCUGCAAUAAUCUAUGGGUGAGGCAAAAUCCUUUAAAAUUGAAAGAACAAUUAAAGUCAAAAUUAUUUGGCCAGCACCUAGUCGAAGAUCUUGUUAUUAAACCUAUUAAUGAUCAUAUUGAAAAUAACAAUCCAAGUUCGCCAUUAGUCAUGUCAUUCCAUGGAUGGACUGGGUCAGGAAAAAAUUUUGCUUCACAAAUAAUUGCAAAUUCUUUGUUCAAAAAAGGUAUGAAUAGUAAAUUUGUUCAUAUAAAAGUUGCAACAAAAGAUUUUCCUCAUAAAAAAAUGUUAACAGAAUACAAAAAUGAAUUAUCUAAACAUAUAGAAAAGAAUGCCAGGCUAUGUGAACGAACAUUAUUUAUUUUUGAUGAAUUUCAUGAAAUGCCAGAGGGUCUUGGCAAUACUAUUGCUCCUUAUUUAGACUACAAUGUUCAGUUAGAUGGUAUUGAUUAUCGCAAAAAUAUAUUUAUUUUUUUAAGCAACUCUGUUGGUGAAAUAAUUAACAAUUAUACUAUUAAUCAUUAUAGAAGUAAGAAAUCAAGAGAGACAAUAGACAGUAAAAUAUUUGAACAACUUAUAGCUUAUAAUGCUUUAAAUUUACCAGGUGGGUUUAAAAACUCUAAUAUCAUAAAAAAGGCAUUAAUAAACGUUUAUGUUCCCUUUCUACCUUUGGAACGAAAACAUAUCCAACAAUGCGCACAAGAAGAAAUUUUAAAGAGAAAUAAAGAAGUCAAAUAUUCCGUUUUAGAAGCCAUUGCUGAUGAAAUGCUUUAUUUUCCUGACAAAGAACAAUGGUUUUCAGCAACAGGUUGUAUGUAA
Hydra vulgaris (swiftwater hydra) is the source of this 873-nucleotide messenger RNA. Its product is annotated as torsin-1A-like. NCBI's taxonomy places the organism in Eukaryota, Metazoa, Cnidaria, Hydrozoa, Anthoathecata, Hydridae. Gene Ontology annotation, molecular function: ATP hydrolysis activity; ATP binding. Gene Ontology annotation, biological process: cellular response to misfolded protein. The record is from RefSeq and is a predicted model, not a curated record.